AUGCUGCUGAGCCGCAACGUGCAACUUCUACGAUGCGCUUGGCCGGUGAAUAUGAUAGCGUCAAUGCGCGUGAACGAACUACAAACCGUCUUAUCGAUGUUCAAAAUGCCUAAAUUGGGUAAGAAACAGGAGUUGAUUCAACGGUGUACAGAUCUUCUUCGUUCGCCGUCUGUUCAGUUGCAGGUUGCGAACCAGGUUAAACUUAUGAUUGGGAAGGGCAGUCGGGUCGCACCAUACCCAGUUCCAGUUAGAGGUUACGUACCGAACGGAGCGAUGUUGAAUGGUAAUGCUGGUGCAUAUGGUGGCUAUCGUGGCGGUAUGAUACCUCCAAUGCAAAACUCGUUACAUCAGCAGUGCCGACCUAUGAGAAAUCUUGUUCCUAUCGACCUUCCCUUUUAUGACUGUCACCAAACAUUGCUGGAGCCUAUGGAAUUGCCAGCAGUGAUUUCCGGUGUGAAAUCGCCAUGCAAGCAAUCAUAUACAUUCAUUGUGCCCCGAGAACGUUUUUCAAACUGGUCUCAAUCGGCUCCGUUGCCAAGGUUUGAGGUUCAGCUCAGGUUCUUCCAAGUGCCUGUCGGUUACAACUCACAAGAGUUAGCUGACGAUUUUCCCCUUAACUGCAUGGUUCGUUUAGAAGAGCAAAUUGUACAGUUACCGGCGGUGAUACCAACGAAUAAACCUAAUGUUGAACCAAAGCGACCGUCUCGACCGGUUGAUAUCACGCAGCACUGUUUGAAUGUCUAUCGUGUAACUUCCGAUAUUCUUCGAGAUCGAGCUAUUGGAACUUACACUGGUCCCACGUAUGGUAAUAAAGAGCCCGUGAAUCAUCACCAAGGUGAACAUGUCACCAGGGACGUGAUCAGAGCCCGACUGGGCGGUGGAAACGAUGACGAUAUAGCUAUGGCGCAAUUAAAGAUCAGCCUAUUGUGCCCGGUGAGUUAA
Molecule: messenger RNA, 942 nt
Organism: Cooperia oncophora
Lineage: Eukaryota; Metazoa; Nematoda; Chromadorea; Rhabditida; Trichostrongylidae
Source: the annotation of a GenBank genome assembly